GAGCUUCUUCUUCUUCUUCUGCUUACGGUGUUGUAAUCUCUGUAGCAAUAGCAGAGCUUCACUUCAAGAGAUAUAAAUGGCAGGCUCUAAAAAUGCGUCAAAGAAGAAGCAAAAGUGCGGUAUCGACUUCAAGAAAAUAAAGCGGAAGAUUGGCAGAAAAUUGUCACCAGCACAGAAUGCUACAAAUACUGAGAUUAAAUCUAAAGCAAUUGUUCUCCCUGAGCAGAGUGUGGCAUCCGAGAAGGCAGGAUUAGCAGUGAACAAGAAAGGCUUGACUUUGAAAGAGCUUCUUCAACAAACAUCUCAUUACAGCUCAAAAGUCCGUAAAGACGCAUUGUUGGGAAUUAAGGAUUUAUUCCUUAAGCAUCCAGAAGAGUUGAGGUUGCAUAAGUACGCUGUUAUUGAAAAACUGCGUGAACACAUUGGUGAUGAUGAUAGACUAGUUCGAGAAACGCUGUAUCAGCUUUUCAAGUCAGUGAUUUUCCCUGGAUUUAAGGAGGAUAAUCAAGAGCUUUUUGUUUCCUUGAUGAUGGCCUAUAUAUUUAAUUCAAUGACACAUUUAGCAAUUGAUGUUCGACUGAUGGCUUUCAAAUUUUUGGAGCUUGGUGUUGAGGUUUCGAUUAUUUGGAUGCAUUAUAAACUGAACAAAAACCAAUAAAACCCAACAAUAAAAGCAUGAACAAGAACAUUCAUCUCUCUUUCCGGGUUCUCUGGAAUCCCAAAAUCUUCGCUCAUAAUAAGACGGUUCUAGGUUCACCAUCUUAAAACCUUCACUAAACCUCAGUUUUCUUGCUCAUCCAGUCAUCCCUCCAUCCAAUCCCAAUCGCUUGCUUCUCUCAUUGUCCCAAACUCACUCUCACUCUCACCUUUGCGGCCUACAUCCCUCUUCAAUUCUCAAAACCAUACUAAACUCAUCCGCUGUCCGAUCUCGCGAGUAUGCAAAUACAAUAAUAAACCAAACUUACUUGAUAUAUGGAAUAUAAAACUUGCGCUAACAAAUUUGUACGUCGGAUCAUAUCUUAUUCUCUUCCUCAUUAUUACAUGAAUGUGGUAGGGGGUUUUAGGUCGAACCAUCAACGCCAUAAAUUUCAAC
Messenger RNA from Rosa rugosa (rugosa rose), 1093 nucleotides. RefSeq lists its product as uncharacterized. The coding region runs from base 77 to 658 and encodes 193 amino acids. NCBI's taxonomy places the organism in Eukaryota, Viridiplantae, Streptophyta, Magnoliopsida, Rosales, Rosaceae. The record is from RefSeq and is a predicted model, not a curated record. The transcript is spliced from 6 exons. Gene Ontology annotation, cellular component: nucleus.